This is a messenger RNA of Dreissena polymorpha, 9171 nucleotides long. Its product is annotated as unconventional myosin-Ic-like. Gene Ontology annotation, biological process: vesicle transport along actin filament; actin filament organization. The transcript is spliced from 31 exons. Gene Ontology annotation, molecular function: actin filament binding; ATP binding; microfilament motor activity. Gene Ontology annotation, cellular component: vesicle; myosin complex; cytoplasm. The coding region runs from base 399 to 3554 and encodes 1051 amino acids. Lineage: Eukaryota; Metazoa; Mollusca; Bivalvia; Myida; Dreissenidae. The record is from RefSeq and is a predicted model, not a curated record.
CUUCCAGUGGGUUUAUAUAGCUGUGAAUCAUUAAACUUGAAAUGCAAAAGUCAUGCUAAGUUUCAUAUGAUGAGAUCAUUUUUAUCACAAAAAGCCUUUAUCAAAGGCAGCAGCUUUAUUUUGUGUGCUAGUGUUGCGAACUGUUAAAUUCAUCUGAAGGAGUAACUGUUGGUUAUUUCUUUUUGUGUGCACAAUGCCAGUAGGUUGAGUGUUGAUAGUUACCAGAUAAAUCCACUGAGCUAUUAGCAUCUAAUAGAGACAAAUGGUGUUUGACUUCUGUAAAUUGAAAAAAGGACCCAGAAGGAGUUUCAUACUUAAGAAUUGAAAAAAAGAGUCAAAGAAAGUAGUGUGAACCCAGAUAUAAAAAGUAGGCACUUUGCAAGGGGGCUGGAUCAACAAUGGAGGACCACCUGCACAAACGGGACCACGCUGGGGUUCAGGACUUUGUGUUGCUCGAGGACUACAGAAAUCCUGAGGCGUUUCUCGACAACCUGAAGAAACGCUUCCAUGAGGAUCUUAUAUAUACGUAUAUUGGUCCAGUCCUGGUGUCCAUCAACCCCUACCAUGAACUGGACAUCUACAAUCACGAUGUCAUCCACAGCUACAAGAAUGUGAACUUCUACGAACUACCUCCGCACGUAUUUGCAAUCGCAGACUCUUCGUACCGUAAUAUGCGCGGCGAGAGCCGUGACCAGUGUAUACUGAUAUCGGGGGAGAGCGGCUCGGGCAAGACAGAGGCUUCCAAGAAGAUCCUGCUCUACAUCGCAGCCAGUAGCACGCACUCGCGUGAUGUGGAGCGGGUGAAGGACCGCCUGCUGGAGUCCAAUCCACUGCUAGAGGCCUUCGGUAAUGCCAAAACAACAAGGAAUGACAACUCGAGCAGGUUUGGUAAAUACAUGGACAUCCAGUUUGAUUAUAAGGGUGCCCCUGUUGGCGGUCACAUACUGAACUACCUGCUGGAGAAGUCUCGGGUUGUUCACCAGGCGCCAGGUGAGAGGAACUUUCAUGUCUUCUACCAGUUGCUCGUAGGAGCUGCGCCCUUGACCUUGAAACAGCUGCAUCUUGACGCUGGGCCGGAGAAAUAUUUCUAUUUGAACCAGGGUGAGGACAACUCUCUGCAGACUAUGGGUGACCAGGCCAACUGGCGUGCCGUACAACACAGCCUUGAUGUACUAGACUUCUCGCAGGAGCAGCAGAAAGCGCUGUUUUCCAUAGUGGGAUCAGUGUUGCAUCUUGGGAAUGUGAAAUUUGACUCUGAUGAGAAGAGUGACAUGGCCAGAGUUACCAACCCUGAAAUCGUGGCAACCAUUGCAGAGUUGCUAGGCUGCAGUGAGAAAAUGCUUUUAUCAGCAUUACAACACAGAACUAUUGAGGCAAAUAAUGAAAAGAUGAAGUCACCUCUGACAGUGGACCAGGCCCUUUAUGCAAGGGAUGCACUUGCUAAGGGGAUCUACGACCGCCUGUUCACCUGGAUUGUCCACAAGGUCAAUUCUUCACUCUCCAACAGGUGCAAACACAGAUGCAACCUUAUGGGACUGCUGGACAUCUAUGGUUUUGAAAUAUUCCAAGUGAACUGCUUUGAGCAGUUCUGCAUCAACUACUGCAAUGAGAAGCUGCAGCAGCUAUUUAUAGAACUGACCUUGAAAUCGGAACAAGAGGAAUACCAAAAGGAGGGAAUUCAGUGGGAACCUGUGGAGUAUUUCAACAACAAGAUCAUCUGUGACUUGAUUGAGGCAAAACCUCUCGGCAUCAUAUCUGUCCUGGACGAAGAAUGCUUGCGCCCAGGGGACACAACAGACAUGACAUUCCUCUCCAAACUGGUGACCACAAUUGGAAAACACCCACACUUCAUCAGUCACAGCGUCGCUGAUACCUCCACCAGGAAAACCAUACAGCGGGAUGAAUUCCGUCUGCUCCACUAUGCUGGGGAUGUCACAUACAACAUCAAGGGUUUCCUUGACAAGAACAACGACCUUCUGUUCCGUGACCUGAAAGAGACGAUGACUGAAUCGAAGAAUCCUAUCACCAGUGAGUGUUUCACCAAGGAGGAGCUGAACAGCAAGAAACGACCUGACACGGCGGCAACCCAGUUCAAGACAAGCUUGGCCCAGCUGAUGGUGAUCUUGAUGUCCAAGGAGCCUGCGUAUGUGCGCUGCAUCAAGCCAAACGACUACAAGCGCGCAGGCCAGUUUGAUGAGCGCAUCAUCCACCACCAGGUGAAAUAUCUCGGCCUCAUGGAGAAUUUGAGGGUGCGAAGGGCCGGGUUUGCAUACAGACGCCCUUAUGAAUUGUUCUUGAAGAGGUACAAGAGCUUGUGCCCAGCCACAUGGCCUCACUACUCUGGUUCAGCCCGGGACGGGGUUCACGCACUGGUGUCCCACCUCGGAUAUGGGGAUGACGAUUACAGAAUUGGCAAGACAAAGAUUUUCAUACGAUUUCCACGAGUUUUGUUUGCCACAGAAGAUGCAUUCCAGAAAAGGAAGCAUGAGCUAGCUACACAGAUCCAAGCAAAAUACAGGUGUUUCCACCAGAGAAAGAAAUAUUUGAGAAUGAGAAUCUCAGCGAUCCUGAUACAGUGCCACUGGCGUCGUGUUCUUGCCCAGAGACUCCUCAAGAGAAGACGGUGGGCAGCGGGAAUAGUUCGCAAGUUUGUAAAGGGCUUCAAAUACCGUAAUGAGCCUGAAUGUGAUGAGAACAGGGAGUUUGUGAAGUUCACUAAGAUGAACUGGCUACAGCGCCUGGCUGUGGCAGCCCCGAAAUCUAUCCUCGAUAAGUCCUGGAUUGUGGCCCCUAGGCUUCUGCAGGAGACCUCUGGGCUAUUACAGAAAUUGAACACCAAGAAUCUAGUCCUUCGCUAUGUGAAGAAGACUUCACCAGCUCAGAAAAUUCAGAUGCAGCAGAAGGUGGUUGCCGAGCGACUCUUCAAGGGGAAGAAGGAUGUUUACAUCUCCAGUGUAAAGGACCACUUUGUGGACUCCAGGAUAGCUGUACAUCAUGAAAGUUUGAAAAACCAGCUUCUGAGACAAGUCAAUGAAACAGUGAAGUACUGCAUCUACGUCACAAAGUAUGAUCGACACGGUUACAAGUCACGGAAGCGUGUGCUGUUCCUUACAGACACCACGCUGUAUGUUGUGGAGGAGAAGGAAUUCAAAAUCAAGGACCGAGUGCCAUAUGAUCUGAUCAGCAGUAUUCAGACCAGUAGCCUGAUGGAUGGACUGUUUGUUGUUGUAGUCACUAGCAAGGAGGAGAACGGAUCCAAGGAGGAUCAGAAGCAAAUAGAGCGGGGGGACAUAAUUCUGCAGAGUGAUCACAUCAUUGAGACACUGACCAGGUUUACCAUGAUUGCCAACAAGGAGAAUGUACUAAAAAUAGCGACCGGUGGGACCAUCAACCAUGAUCUGACAAGUGGCAAACAAGGCUGCAUAGAAUUCAUUAAGGGAGACAACUAUCUAGUCAAGAAGGGCAAGAACGGACAACUCCUUGUAGUAGAUGGUUCCAGCAGCAAUGCCUUGAUAGGCUCUGAGCUUGGAAUGAUGACUGACCGCACUAUAUGACCCUUGUCUUAUUAUGGACCAAUGGCCAUUUUGGGGAACAGGUGAUUGACAUCUAGACCAACUGCCCACUUCCUAGUUGGUCAACAACUGGACCAACUGACCAGCUGGAAGAUGAAAUGGGUCCAAAAUUUGACCAAAUAAGCAAUUGUCUUAUGACCAACUGGUCAGACACUGGGUCAAGCGACCCAUUGGCCGUUUUUUGCAAAUCAACCGUUAAGAAACUUGCCAGUAAUAAGACCCAUUGACCGAUUGGUUUGAGAUCCAAAAUGUUGACCAGAUUUAUGAAUUUCAGAUAGCCUAAAUUGCUAUAUGUGUUAAAAUCCAUUGCCAUAUUUUUCUAAAUAGAUAGAUCUAGAUGCAUUUUACAUUUUGCUUGCGGUUCUAAUUUUUGUGCCUUAUUCACUUUGUAUUAUGAAAAAGCUAUAAUGUACUGUAUGUAUUUGUGUAUACAUGUAUAUGUCAACACAUUUGUAGAUAUUUUGUAUGAAACAUUGAAAUUGUAUUAUGAUUAAUCAAUAUAAUUAUUAUUUGGUGUUAGAUGUCAUCGAGUUUUAAGUUUCUAUAUUUAAUGAUUUUAUUCGACCAAUAUUAUUAUUAUUUGGUGUUAGAUGGUUUAGUGCUUUCAGUUUCUAUAAAUAUGAUUUACAUUUGACCAAACAAGGCGGCGAUUGGGAUCAAGAUGUUUUUGUCACAUGCUUUUCUUAUGUGUUCUUUUUUAUACUAUUUUAACAAAUAUUCGUGUCUGAAACAUGAGAAAGAUAACAAUUUGAGCAUUUUCAUAGGUUCAUAAUCUUCAUCCCAAUGCAUCACAAUUUUGUGAGGCAAUGAUGUCAUAAACAUAAAAUGAUAUCAUCUGACAGUUUUUAUCAUUGGGCCUAUUUGUUUGUGCAAGCAUUACUUCCUUAAAAUGCUUAAGAUAAAAAGAUGCAAUUUUAUUCAAUUAGGGAAAUUUAUAGAUAAGCUUGCCAAUGACUCUCUGUUAAAAAAGGUUGGAAUUGUUAAAUUUGCUUAUUUCAUUUAGAAACACAGGGUUUAUGUUUAUUUGGAUAUCUUAGAAUUUGAAAGAGGUUUGUAAAAAGCAACCUAUGCUCAAGCUAUAAUCACAUGUUUAUUUAAGUUGACAAAGUUUACAUUGACAUGUCUGUUCUCUUAGAAUCAAAGUAAAAAUUGUGUAUACUAUAUCACCAAUUUUCUGUGAUUUGCUCCUAUGUCUUCGAUUUUGUUAAACCCCUGUAUGAGUAUAAUGACUGCAAUGGAUAACAAAUAGUUAAUUUAUUUAAUUUGGUUAAUUAAUGAGCAUAAUUUGUUAACAAUGAAUUAUUUUCCUCUAAAAAAUGUUGUACUUUUUCAACUUACCCAAUUGCCACACAGAUACACAUUUUAAUCCGUUAAAAUUACUUAGAAAUAUAACUAAAUGUAAUACCUUUCUUAAUAGAUAAAAGCUUAAAAAGUCUUUAUAAACGAUAAGUGGCAAACCGCUUUGAACAUGAAAAGCCAGUAACUCUCGCCCAGGCUGUUCUUGUUUUAGGCUUGUUGCAUACAGCCAUUUCCACUUUCCUCCUGAGCGCCCAGGCUGUUCUUGUUUUAGGCUUGUUGCAUACAGCCAUUUCCACUUUCCUCCUGAGCGCCCAGGCUGUUCUUGUUUUAGGCUUGUUGCAUACAGCCAUUUCCACUUUCCUCCUGAGCGGAAGGGGUAAAAUAGUGUUUGUUUAAAUGUUGCUCAUGCCAAAGAUCAGCAGUGUUUUGAUUUAUAUGAAUACAGUUGAUUUGCUGGUAUUUUAAAAUAUAAUUGCUAAAAUGUGUACACAAUUGCAUGCAUUAAAGUUAAUAGCAUUAUGUGUGAUAAAAAAUUGCAUUCCUUACAUGUGAAUAGUACCAAUGUUAAUGAUGUUUAGAAUACAUUUGUCAAUGUUUACUGUUUGUUUUACAAUUUUAUGUAUGUACAUUACUUUUUUAAAUGACUUGUUAAAUUAUGUAAAUGAAAUGAAAGUGCAAAUUUGUAUAUGAAAUAAUUUUUCCUUUAAAUUUAUUUGAUGCACUCAAACAGAACAGAUACGUAGAUAACAUGUUAUCUACGUUUCUGAACAGAAGUAUUAUCCAGACAUUUUAAAAUAUUCAACUUUGUUAACAAUUUUUUCUACAGUAACAUCCUAUUUAAAGAGGCCUUUUCACAGAUAUUUGCAUGUAUUGAAGUUUGUCAUUAAAUGUUUUAUAUUGAUAAAUGUAAAUAUUGGAUCUAAAAAGCUCCAGUAAAAAUCAAGAAUAACAUUUUAAAAAGAAAAAAGAAAGUUACCCUAAACAGGGCUCGAACCACUGAUCCCUGGAGUAAAAGUCUACCACUUGGACCACUCGACCAACUGUGCUCAUACAAUGACUGAUGUAUUUUUUACUCUUUUUAAGCAAUCCUCGUAGUUCCACAAAAAUAUAAAGACAACAAUGGACCUCUUCAAAUUAUUCAAUUGUUUCGCGUUGCAAUACUUUAUAAUUUUCAGGUUUUUAUGCCCCUGGAUCGAAUGAUCGGGGGUAUAUUGUUUUUGGCCUGUCUGUCAUUGUGUGUAUCUGUCCCGUCAUUGUGUGUGUGUGUUGCAAAACUUUAACCUUGGUCAUAGCUUUUGCAAUAUUGAAGAUAGCAACUUGAUAUUUGGCGGGCAUGCAUGUGUAUCUCAUGGAGCUGCACAUUUUGAGUGGUGAAAGGUCAAGGUCAUCCUUCAAGGUCAAAGGUCAAAUAUAUGGCUUCAAAGUGGCGCAGUAAGGGGCAUUGUGUUUGUGACAAACACAUCUCUUGUUAAAUCGUCAAAAGAUGCAUAUAAUGGCUUAUAAUUUUAGAGCAUGGUAAGUGUUCAGUAUUACUGUUUCCUUACAAAUAUCAUAAUUAAAACGAAUAUUUGUGAAUCUGAAACAACUGUUUUUAAAUUUUGUCAAUUUACCAAAAUGUGAAAAGGCCCCUUUAAAUAAAUGCUUUUCUUAUGAACAAUGUUCAAUUGCUUUACAAGAUUAAAAUUUUUAUGAUAAAAAAAUGCUGAUUUGUACGUAGUUUGUUUAAAACAUGUACAACAGUUGUCUGGGUUUGUAUAUCAACGUGUGCAUGCACAGUAAAAACCCAAUCCCUGGGUUCACAAUUGUUGGUAAUUUUUGAAGAUUUCUGAUUAUUAAAGCACACACAGUCUAGCUAUUAUUAGAUGCGAAAUUUCAAACGAUCAUUGAUUUGCAUUUUUAAUCAAAUUAAUUUGCUUUGUAAAGCAUUUCUUUGUUUAUUUAACCAUACAAAGUACACUGGAAAAUACUUCAGCAUACUUAAAUUAAGACUGUGUUUUCUGUACCCCAGUUAUGGCCUAUUUUGUUGUGCAUACUCACAAAUAUUAAUUUUGUUUACGAAAAUGCAAAAUGAUAAAGAACCCAAACGUGAAGGAUAUCCAGUUAAGAUUUUUGCCGGUAUAUAACCAACCAGUAAUAUUAUUAAGCAAAUGCAACAAUAAGAAAUUUUAUUCAAACAACUUAUAACAAGAUUCGUAUCAGGUCUUCAUUGGGAAUCUGCUAAUUGAACAUAGCCCAUGAUUUGACUGAUCAUUUCAUUAGCACAAGCAGUGAAAACUUUAGUUGUAUGUCCUGGUAAUCAUUCUGCCAGAUAACUCUUAAAACCCUGUGGCAUCCAUUAGUAAUUCUAAAUAUUUAGAAGUAUCAUUUAAGACAACUAAAAAUUCAUCAAAUGAUAUUGUUAGUGUUAAUACAUAUGUUUUAUCUAGUCAUCUAUUUCACAUAUGCCUUAUCUUAUAAAAAUACAGCGAUGUUUAUUGAUUUCCAUAUUUAAUGAAACAUGUACAGCAUUUGUCCCAUUUUCCAUUUCAACAAAAAUGUAUAUAUGCUUAAUCCCCCCCUAUCGGUUGCUCCGGAGGGGACUUAUGGUCUGUCUGUCUGUCAGUCCGUCACACUUUUCUGGAUCCUGUGAUAACUUUAAAAGUUCUUCAUAUUUGUUCAUGAAACUUGAAACAUGGAUAGAUGGCAAUAUGGACAUUAUGCACGUCAUUUUAUUUUGUUCUUACGUAAAAAAUUCUGGUUGCUAUGGCAACAAGUAAAAAAAUAUACAAGAGCUUGUCACAGUAGUGCCAAAUCCAUGCCGAAAUGUGUUUGCUUGUAUGACAACAUUUGUUUUAGAGUGUAGAAUAAUAUUUAUAAAACAAAUAAAGGGAGAUAAUUAAAAAACUAGGGCUGAAAGAGGUAUGGUUCAUGUUCACUGCAAUUCUCCUAGUUGCCAUCUGUUUAUAUUUCUAGUUUCAAGUAAAUCCCUUCAGUAGAUUUAGAGUUAUGCUCCGGACAAAAAUUUACUUUGAAAUUAAAUAAAGGGAGAUAAUUCAAAAACUAAGGUAGAUAGAGUUAUGGUUCUUAGUCACUGCACUUCUCCUACUUGCCAUCUGUUUAUAUUUUAAGUUUCAAGUAAAUCCCUUCAGUAGAUUCAGAGUUAUGCUCCGGACAAAAAUUUACUUUAAAAUUAUAUAAAAGGGGAGAUAAUUCAAAAAGUAAGGUAGAUAGAGUUAUGGUGCUUGGUCACUGCACUUCUCCUAGUUGUCAUCUGUUUAUAUUUCAAGUUUCAAGUAAAUUCUUUUAGUAGAUUUAGAGUUAUGCUCCAGACAAAAAUUUACUUUAAAGUUAUAUUAAAGGGGAGAUAAUUCAAAAACUAAGGUAGAUAGAGUUAUGGUUCUUGGUCACUGCACUGCUCCUAGUUGCCAUCUGUUUAUUAUGCUCCCCCAAAAUUUAUUGCUGGGGAGCAUAUAGUCGCCGCUUCGUUUGUCCGUGCGUGUGUGUUUGUCCGUCUGUGCACAAUUUUUCCGGGAUAUUUCUCAGCAACUAAUGACCGGAAUUCAAUGAAACUUCACUACCAAGAGGAGAUGUGCAUAUUAUCAGCGGGUUCUGGUCGGAUGAUUUUUCACAGAGUUAUGGCCCUUUGAAAUUUUAUAUAAAAAGAUUCUUGUCCCCCCAACUACUGUGCCCUCAAGACGUUUCCUUAUAUCUGAACAUAUAGUGCAAUAUUGUGACAAAAAAAAACUUUGGGGAGCAUCACCCGUCUCUGACGGUUUUUUGUAUUCCAAGUUUUAAGUAAAUCCAUUGAAUAGAUUCCGAGUUAUGCUCUGGACAAAGUUUUGGAUGGACGGACAGACGGACGGGACCAAUUACAAUAUCCCCUCCGAAUUUUUUUCGGCGGGGAUAAAAAAAAAAAAAUUCUGACAAUGGUGGAGCAGGUAGGGGACAUGUAUUGCUUGGCAAUAGUCUUGUUUAUCUGCAGGGCACGCAUGACUUGUAUAUGGUCAAAUGUUAGUAGGCCUUAAAAGCAUUUAUAAACCCAACUGAAGUGGUACAUAGUAGUUAUAUUUACAUAUACCUGCGUAUUUCUUGACCAAAACGGUUCUUUAAACUGUUGAAACAACGGUGCUUGUACUAUACAGAUGUUAUAAAGAUAUUUAUAUGUUGAUAUUGCUUUGUUUGCGAUUAUGUGUAUUCUAUUUAUUUUGUUAUGCCAGUAAGUUAAAACUGCUAGUGCUGUGGUGUCGUGAUAUAAUUGUUGACAUCAGUUACCUUAUGCUUUGUGCAUUUAAUAAUCUUUAAAAUAAAUGUAGAAAAAUAA